GUUGUGUGAGGUUCCUGCCGGACUGAGCAGGGUCUCUUCGGCUGGUAACAGAUGACGUAACAGGAGCGAUGUUUUACAGACAACAUUUCUCGGCAGAAACGCUUUGUCAUGUCUCAAACUUUCCCCGUGCGUGUUUGAGACAGCAGUCAUUAGUCAGCAGCACACACAGUUAGAAACAUUGUGUCCUCGUGUGUUGAAGAUUAACCGGAUGCAGUUGUUUUGAAAUACCCAGCUUGCUGCUCUCUCUCAGACACAAACACAGUCGCUUCUCGCCUCGUCGAGCCCGUGUCCCUGCUUUCCCACCACCUUUUAUUUUUGUAAAAAUGGCUUUUAAUAAAACGUACAUUAGUAUCGGCUAUGCCUCGUUUGGGACGCUCAUGGGGUUUUCUGCUUUCCUGGUGUGGAACAUCGCGUUCAGACAGCCGUGGACUGCAGCCAUAGGAGGACUGGCAGGUGUGCUGGCGCUGUGGACCCUGAUCACUCACGUCAUGUACCUGCAGGACUACUGGAGGACUUGGCUGAAGGGCCUCAAGUUCUUCUUCUUCAUCGGAGUCUUCUUCUCUCUGUUAGCGGUUGUGGCCUUCAUCAGUUUCCUGUCUAUUGCCAUCCACAACAAAGAGUCCCUGACGGACCCCAGGAGUCUCUACCUGUCCUGUGUGUGGAGCUUCAUGAGCCUCAAGUGGGCCUUCCUGCUCUCCUUGUCCGCCCACCGCUACCGCCAAGAGUUCGCCGACAUCAGCAUCCUCAGUGACUUCUAAGGACACUAAAACAUCCCGCAGUGACUACACAAAUUUUAUAGAACAGCCUGAGAGUCCGAAGGAGAGGAGACUUUCGGAGGAAUCAGAGGAGAGUUUUAAAUACUUUGUGUUGUGGAUAAACACCCUGAUCCUGGUAACUCUCCUGCCUUCUUGGCCUAAACCUCCUUUUUUUAAAUAUCGGUGAAGGAUUUGUUGCUGACUUGGCCACAAACAAAUCCAGCCCUGCUUUUUAGGAUCACUGAUGGAUUUUAAAUGGAGAGAAUUAUUGCGCUGUAACUCUUAGUGUUGCAGUUUGUGCUGUAGCCACAAGAGGGAGCCAUCCUUUCAACAGUUAAGCGCCAUGUUCUGUGUGCGCUUGACAUCCCAAAUUACAGUGUGUUAUAUUGAAAUUUUCUCAUUCAAUAAAUGAUGAAGAGUUGCACACGCAGCAGUUAAAUUAUGUAAUCAAAUAUUACAAUGCAUUUGAUGAAAUCACGAUGUACAUCCAAGCCCUGCUUUAACAAAGUGUAUUGAGGUCUUGCAGUGGGCAGGUCACCCAUAAUACUGCAGCAUCUACAUGAAUGCUUUCAUUUUAUAAGCACCACAUUUCCUGGUUUAUAUAAUAUUGAACCAUGAAGUGGCAUUUUUUAUGUAAAGAAUGAUUUUUAUAUUAUUUGUAUCGGUGUGAAAAACAAGGCUGAGUGUGAAGUCGGGCCUCAGUUAUGGCUUUAAUUCACAACAUAAGCGACACUACUAAUGCUCAUGCAUGUUGCUUCACAUUUGAUUGUCUUCACCUGAACCAUUUAUGACAUUUAUAUUGUUGCUUUAUGAGAUUAUGUUUCUUUUAUUUGUCUACAUCCCCAUGUUAAAAAAUGAAGAAAGACAUUGUGUAUCCACAUCACUGAACGUAUGAGUGUGUGUUUGUAUAAUGAGUGUCUGAUAGUUAUUAAAAUGUGUUUUUUGACAUUG
This is a messenger RNA of Gymnodraco acuticeps, 1706 nucleotides long. RefSeq names its product solute carrier family 48 member 1b (gene slc48a1b). Lineage: Eukaryota; Metazoa; Chordata; Actinopteri; Perciformes; Bathydraconidae. Gene Ontology annotation, biological process: heme transport. Gene Ontology annotation, molecular function: heme binding; heme transmembrane transporter activity. The transcript has 3 exons. The record is from RefSeq and is a predicted model, not a curated record. Gene Ontology annotation, cellular component: plasma membrane; lysosomal membrane. Bases 324 to 758 code for a protein of 144 amino acids.